AAAAUAUGAGCUUGUUGUGUUACUUGUCAGUUUUGCAACAUCUCACUUGUGCAAACAUAAAAACUAAAACAACCUUAGGGCAUUUUGGGGGGUAUUUUUUUCUUUCUUGAGGGAUACUGGGUUAAUAAAUUGAAUAUGAAAGUUUGGUAGUUAGUGUAGAUUAUCUUGUCCCAAAAUCCUGUUCAGAAGGUGGCGGUAAUGCGCCUAACGUUGCUGGCCAACCACCAAAGAUAUGAGAAGAAGAAGAAGAAGAAGAAGAAGGAAGCGAAGAAGAAGUGGCUGUAAUCAUGGCGGACCAAAACAAGGCAGACACGGGGGAGAGUUUAUACAAUGAAAUACUAAGUCCGUCUGAGCUGUUUGCAGCCCGGUCCAGGAGUCACAAGGUCCCAGUCAGAGGACAGAAGGACUUCUUCCCUGAUGGCUCAGAAGAGCAGAGACAGCGGCUCGAGCAGAGUCUGAAUGAGCACUGGAGCCUCAUAUCAGAGGAGAGAGUGGAGAGGCUAGGAAGCCUAGUGAAGGGCGCAUGGAUUCCAAAUGACCAGGUUGUGGAGCUUCAGUCUCCAGCUGGAAAGUUUUGGCAGACGAUGGGCUUUUCUGCCAGUGGCAAGCAGUGCCUCCUCCCUGAAGAGGCCCUCUACCUGAUGGAGUGUGGAAACCUGCAGGUGUUUUAUAAGGACCUCCCUCUGUCCAUCCAGGACGGGUAUGAGAGAUUUCUGUCCUCAAACACAGUCGGCCUCCAGCAAUAUCUGGUGUUUGGGCAUUUGAAGAGGCUUGGAUAUGUGGUGCACAGGUUUGAUCCCAGUUCAGAGCCGUCAGCUUACGCAAGACAGCUGAACCUGCCUCAGUCAAGUGCCAGAGCGGGAAGACAACUGAAGAGGAAACGCAGCGCCAGCCCCACCCCCACCCCAUCAUCCAGUCAUACUGAAGCACAAGAAGAAUGCACCAGUGUCAGAAUGGAGGAGGACAGCUGCAGCUACGAAGGUGAGAAGGAUAAAGACCUUCCAGUGUCACAGCUGACAGCCUCCCGAGAGACUUCUAAAGUGCACACUGCCACCACAAGUACAGCAGCAGAAGGCAGGGGCAGCACAUGGUGGAGGACAGAUGUUCUGGGAGACUGGGGACACAGAUCAGAUCACAGCUCCACUUCUGGUUCCUCAUGCUGGGACUUCAGCUCCAUUCAUUUCCCUGACCUUGGCUCCAGGGAGCACCUCCCCAGCUGUCUGGCCUCUCCAGACCCCUCUCUGUUGCCUGGGGCUCUGGCUGUGGGGGUCUGUGACACUGCCCCCUGGAGGCAGAGAAUAAACCUGCGGAAGGUGAGGAUGUCCUCAAAGGAGCAGAAGAGGGAAGAAGACAAGCGUAGGCGCCGGCGGGAUGUGAACAAAGACAGGGAGGUUCAGCGGUGCAGAAACUGGGCAGAAUAUCAGGAGCUCCUGGUGAGGCGGCAGAGCAGGCGUAAAGGCCGACCAGCACACUUGUGGAACAGAGAAGUCAUGCCUUUACAUGACCCGACACAGCCAGUCUCCACAGGGGAGCUGUUGGAUAAAAUCAGCGUGAUCAAGUCUACAACUUUGCUCGAGGAGGCGUCCAGGAUAAAAGGAUCAGAUGAGUGGAAGAUUUCUUUCAAUGUUUAUCAACCUGAUAGUGUGGCUGACUUCAAGAAGAGCAACCCAGGGAAACCAUAUGCUCGGAUGUGUGUGUGCAGUUUCGAGAAUCCCGUGCCAGACCUGCGUGCCAUGAAGCUGCUGGCCUUCCAGAGUGGAGACAUCCCAGUAGUCUUUGCAGUGGUGGACCAUGGGGACAUCUCCUUCUACACAUUCAAAGACUUCCAGCUGCCAACAGAUGUGUAUCUCUGAGACCUCACAGCUCUAUAAUCAUCACUGUAAAACAUUCACACAUAUCCAAUCUAUAAAAUUGCCGGUAUUUGUGUCCUAACAGCAAUUUACAAUGGGAUCUGCAGGGCUGUGGUUUGCAACAGUUUUUUUUAUGCUAAUGGAGUUGAAAUUCACCAAAGACAAACUACUUGUAAAUUCUACACACGGAGAAGUGAAAAACAUGUUACCAGGAAUAAAAAAAAGUGGAUUUA
Molecule: messenger RNA, 2083 nt
Organism: Monopterus albus (swamp eel)
Lineage: Eukaryota; Metazoa; Chordata; Actinopteri; Synbranchiformes; Synbranchidae
Gene: tsen54
Product: TSEN54 tRNA splicing endonuclease subunit
Exons: 12
Coding region: 288-1853 (521 amino acids)
Biological process (GO): tRNA-type intron splice site recognition and cleavage
Cellular component (GO): tRNA-intron endonuclease complex
Source: RefSeq, a predicted model, not a curated record